Messenger RNA from Plectropomus leopardus (leopard coralgrouper), 507 nucleotides. NCBI's taxonomy places the organism in Eukaryota, Metazoa, Chordata, Actinopteri, Perciformes, Serranidae. The record is from RefSeq and is a predicted model, not a curated record.
CCUGUGUUUCAGUCCGUGGUCGUGUGUGUGCGUGAAGGGCUGGUCGGCCGCCGUGUGGAACGGCCUCCCGGAGCCACUGUUGGCCGCCGCCGCCGCCUCCUCCAGGUGCUCCGCCCCCGAGCCGUGGCUCCUCCCCGGCUGCAGCUCCGUCUUCGACAGUCUGGUCAGUAACGUGUCUCCGAUCCCGUCUCCUCCUGCUGUCGGCGGGCUGCGAGGACGAGAGCGAGCGGCCAGCAACAAACCUCGAAGGCCGUCCAUCCUGGAGAGAUGUAUCCUCAAAGUGUCCACCAGCAGCGUCGCCGUGGGGACGGACGAUCUGGACAACAAGAGGCCUCCUCCCGGCCGCUGCUACCCCCGACUCCCGGACCCGGCCAACACGGAGACCAACGCCGCCGUCCUGAAGCGACGGCAGAAACAGAUCCAGUACGGCAAAAACACCAGCGGCUACCAGAACUACCUGCAGCAAGUCCCCAAGUGAGAAAACACACACACACACACACACACACA